CACUGAUCCCAGAAUUUGGAAUUUGUCCCAAAGUAGAUGAACAGAACUCAGGAGAGCAAGCUAUGCUGUGCAAAGUCGUGCAUUUGUCACAUGUGUGGUGCCCACCUGAACAGACUCCACUCUUGCCUCUAUUGUGUCUUCUUUGGCUGUUUUACAAAGAAACACAUUCACGAGCACGCGAAGACAAAACGACACAACUUAGCCAUAGACCUUUUGUAUGGGGGUAUAUACUGCUUUAUGUGUCAAGAUUACAUAUACGACAAAGACAUGGAACAAAUUGCCAAAGAGGAACAACGGAAGGCUUGGAAAUUACAAGCCUUCACCCCAACAGUGGUUUCUCACUACCAGUGUACAAUGACAGGCAUUGGAGAAAAGUAUUCAACAUGGGAGCCAACCAAACGAGAGUUAGAAUUGCUACGACACAACCCCAAGCGGAGAAAAAUAACCACAAAUUGCACCAUAGGUCUACGAGGGCUAAUCAAUCUUGGGAACACAUGUUUUAUGAACUGUAUUGUCCAGGCACUUACCCACACUCCACUACUGCGAGAUUUCUUCCUCUCCGACAGGCACAAAUGUGAAAUGCAAAGCCCCAGCUCAUGUCUGGUCUGUGAAAUGUCUACACUUUUUCAGGAGUUUUACUCUGGGCACCGAUCUCCUCACAUUCCAUAUAGGUUAUUGCACCUGGUAUGGACGCAUGCACGGCAUUUAGCAGGGUACGAGCAACAGGAUGCACACGAGUUCCUCAUUGCUGCAUUAGAUGUGCUACACAGACACUGCAAAGGUGACGACAAUGGGAAGAAGGCCAACAACCCCAACCACUGUAACUGCAUCAUAGACCAAAUCUUCACAGGCGGACUGCAGUCUGAUGUCACUUGUCAAGUCUGCCAUGGUGUUUCCACAACGAUAGAUCCGUUCUGGGACAUCAGUUUGGAUUUGCCAGGCUCCUCUACACCAUUCUGGCCACUGAGCCCAGGCAGUGAUGGCAGUGUGGUGAAUGGGGAAAGCCAUGUAUCAGGCACCACCACGCUCACGGACUGCUUGCGAAGGUUUACAAGGCCAGAACAUCUAGGAAGCAGUGCCAAAAUCAAAUGUAGUGGUUGCCAUAGCUACCAGGAAUCUACCAAACAACUCACUAUGAAGAAAUUACCCAUUGUGGCCUGUUUUCAUCUCAAACGGUUUGAACACUCAGCCAAACUGAGGCGAAAGAUCACUACGUAUGUCUCCUUUCCGCUGGAGUUGGACAUGACGCCAUUUAUGGCUUCCAGCAAAGAGAGCAGAAUGAAUGGACAGUACCAGCAGCCGACGGAUAGUCUAAACAAUGAUAAUAAGUAUUCCUUGUUUGCAGUAGUUAAUCACCAAGGAACCUUGGAGAGUGGGCACUAUACCAGCUUCAUCCGGCAACACAAGGACCAGUGGUUCAAAUGUGAUGAUGCCAUCAUCACCAAGGCUAGCAUUAAGGAUGUACUAGACAGUGAAGGAUAUUUGCUGUUCUAUCACAAACAGUUCCUGGAAUACGAGUAGCCUUAUCCAGCAGCUUGUCCGAUAAAUGAAAGGAAGAAAAUAAGCAAGCCUUCUGAAAUGACACACAAACCUACCUGAAAUGAAAAGACCCAUUAAACAACUAGCACUGAGCUGUAACAGGACCUACUUGACACUGGCUCACAGCCUGGCGGAGUAAGAAAUGAACAAUGCCCUACGUGUAUGCAGUCCCGCAAGGACAGAAAGGGGGGGAAAAAGAGGCUACAGUCAGUCACGUAAGAGCAGAAAUAUAAAAUGAGGCAUGUUCUGGGUGGGGGAAAUGGGAGCAGAGGAGUCCGGGCACUGGUACAUCUCCUGUGUUCCUCUGAAAAAGUGUGUGGGAAGGCAAGGGGGUGUGCCAUCAUCUCCAUAAAGCAUCUUCUCCAUUGGUGCUUCAGCUCCAACUGACCAAUCAUAUAACAGUUAUUAAAAAUCCAAGCCCAUUUUUGAUGCAUAUGGGUCUGAAAGCAGUAAAGUGGAGGAGGCGGGGAUGACGCAACUAAAGGACUUUGCAAGUAUCUUUUUAUUUGUGAAUUUUAGUUAUUAAAUAAAUACAGUAUGAAACUAUUAGGCUCUUUUUUUCGACAAAAGUAAAAGAAAUCCUGGAUUGUGGAACUGAAGCUACAGUACUGAGACAGGUUUUCAAGCAUGCCUUCUGCACAGGUGGUAAUCUGCCAUCAGACUCCUCAUCAAAGCAUCUGCACAGAUUCUUUUCUGUUUGAGCCCUUUGUUUUGUUUUGUUUUGUUUUUCUAUAAAUAGCUAUUUUCUUAAUUUUUUUCCUUUUUUUCCCUUUUUUUCACGAGAAUGAAAUUCAUAAAUGGAAUCAUCAGUAAAAUGAAUGAAUUGGCGUGUUUAUACUGUAAAAGUGGUCUUGGUUCUUUUUUUUAAAAAAUGUUGUCAAUAAGUUUGAUUUCUUAAACUCACCGGUUUUGUUGUUUGAUGCUGGUUUUGUGUCUUUCCCCAGUUCUGCCAAGCCCCCUCAAAACGAGAGAGCAUUUGGCAGAAUGUUGGUAUUGAAAAUCUGCCAUCUGCUAGCCAUGGCUGCUGCUGGGUGCAAUAUGGAGGCAUAGAUGUGCAGCUAUUGAGUACUUCUGCAGUAUGCUAAGCUUUAAAGUAAACAAAGCAUUUUCCUGGUAUGUGCUAUGCUUUUAUUGGUCCCAUGUCUCCUCCCACAUUUGUUAACU
Messenger RNA from Pelodiscus sinensis (Chinese soft-shelled turtle), 2703 nucleotides. It is a transcript of the gene USP22, whose product is annotated as ubiquitin specific peptidase 22. Gene Ontology annotation, molecular function: cysteine-type deubiquitinase activity; zinc ion binding. Gene Ontology annotation, biological process: protein deubiquitination. The record is from RefSeq and is a predicted model, not a curated record. NCBI's taxonomy places the organism in Eukaryota, Metazoa, Chordata, Testudines, Trionychidae.